This is a messenger RNA of Melitaea cinxia (Glanville fritillary), 1130 nucleotides long. RefSeq names its product isochorismatase domain-containing protein 1-like. The transcript has 5 exons. The coding region runs from base 156 to 767 and encodes 203 amino acids. The record is from RefSeq and is a predicted model, not a curated record. Gene Ontology annotation, cellular component: cytoplasm. NCBI's taxonomy places the organism in Eukaryota, Metazoa, Arthropoda, Insecta, Lepidoptera, Nymphalidae.
UUGACAAUAUUUGUACAAAGGUGACUUUGACUGAUACGAGCAAAUUGGAUUACUUUUUACUUACCAAGUACCUGUUUCAAGUGUUGGACUGUUGAUAUUAAAUUAAUGGUUUGAUAAGAAAGUACGCUUAUAAUAAGCCGGUUUUUUAAUACAAUAUGGCUAGAAAUUUAUUAAAACUUGGAGCAUUAGAAGCACAGAGAACGGCGUUUUUACUGUGCGAUAUUCAAGAAACAUUCAGACCACACGUAAAACACUUCGGAGAAGUUGUUAGAGUCGCAAAUAAAAUGUUAGAAGCGGCAAAACAUUUCAAAAUACCAGUAUAUGUGUCUGAGCAAUACCCUAAAGGCUUGGGUCACACUACAAAGGAUAUUAAUUUAGAUGGAGCUGCCCUUGUCUAUGAAAAAACUGUUUUUUCUAUGUAUAAUCAGGAGCUAAAAGAUAGACUGAAAAAAGAUAUACCUAACUUAGAAUCAGUCGUACUCUUUGGCAUUGAGGCCCAUGUGUGUAUAGAGCAAACGGUCAUCGACUUACGCAAUGAAGAUAUAAGUGUUCAUGUGUUAGCCGAUGGUGUGUCCUCACGAUCUCUUCUGGACAGAUCCCUUGCAUUACAGCGAAUGCAAAAUAUAGGUUGUUUUGUAAGCUCCGCUGAGAAUGUUUUGUUCAAACUUUUGAAGGACAAGAAUCACCCUGCUUUCAAAGAUGUGUCUAAAUUAAUAAAGGAACCCACUUCUGAUACUUUUGCCCUAGAUGUCUCUGCCAAACUAUGACAUUUUUUGAUAUGAAAGACUUCAGUCUAUCGGGUGCUUUGUGGGAACUUCUGAAAAUGUAUUAUUCAAGUUAUUGAAGGAUAAAAAUAAUCCUGUAUUCAAACAAAUAUCAAAACUAAGUACUAAACCAACGCCAGAUGAAUUUGGUGUUACCAAUUAAAAAAAUAUUUUUUUUUAAGAUUCUGAUUGGGGGUAGUUUCAAAAAAUAUACUCGUAAUAUCAUCACUUUAACCUAUCGCAGUCGCCAAAAAUGGCGUGAACUCAUGUGUUUUGCCCAACUCAUACAUACAUACAUACUCGUAAUGUCCUAUUGUUAUACCUAAGCAUAAAUACUUAUGUAUGAAAUUUAAUAUGAAUUUUAUU